UUUUUUUCAAGUUUUUUAAACCAUGUAAAUUAUUUCUAAAUCAAUGUUAUCAUUUUAAAAUAAUGUAGGAUAAUAUACUGUGUAAAAUAGAAUUAAUCAAUGUAUAAUCCAAAAUUUAAAAGCUAAUGUGUAAUAAUAUUCUGUUGAAAUGAAGAUAUUUAGAAGUUGUUCUUGGUUUUAUAACCAAUUAAUUUUAAAUUCUUUAAAGAACAGAAAAUUUUUAGAUAGUAAAUAUGACCGAUUUGACCAAAGCACAGCCGACGCAACGGAUGAUAGUGCUGAUGAUUUUGAUAGUUCGGAUGAUUAUGAUGAAGACGAAAAUGAGUUCUAUGAACGAGUUAGAAAUGAUUGGGAGUGGCUUAGUUUACGCUAUGAAAGAAGACUAAAUGAGCUCUUAAAGAUGAUCAAAAAUACUAACACCAGUAACAACAAUGUGAAUAUCACAAACAAAGUUAACGUCAAUUUAACUCCAUUUUUAUCAUUCAUUCCAAACAUCAUGCAAAGUUUUUUAACAAAUCACCUCGAUAAAACUAUUAUAAAUGGGUCUGGUUUAUCUAUCGAUGGUUUGGACACUGCUGAACAGAAUGGACCAAUUAUACCUGAUUCUGAUUUCUAUGGAAAUAUAAUAGAACUGAUGAAAAAUGGAAUUUUUGAAGGUGAUGUUCCCAUAAUGUUUUGUGAUAUCUCAGGAUUCACAAAUUUGACACAAAGAAUUGAGAAUUCAGAAGACCCACAAUCUGUGGCCAACUUAGGUAGAUUUUUAAAUGACUUCUUCGACCCAAUUAUCAAUUUAAUAUAUCACUUUAAUGGAGACAUAAUCAAGUUCUCAGGUGAUGCCAUUCUAGCAAUCUUUUGUGAUAGUGACAAAAGUGCAUUAUUAUCUCAUAAUAACACCAAGGAACUGAGUGUAAAUAAUACCGAUUUCAAUUCUGAUAUUGAACAAGAAAAGGACUUGGAAAGAUGUUUAAAUUGCAUAAAAUGCUGUAUUGAAUUGCACAACAUAUUAAAUAAUUAUCCAAUUCAUUAUCGUAAUUAUGAAACCACCCACAGCUCAGAGGACGUGUCAGAUAAUAUAACAAUACACAUAAGUUGUAUUUACGGAAAUAUAAAGAUAAAGUUAGUUGGCGGUAUAUUUGAACGUUACGAAUAUGUUGUAAUCGGUGAUGUACUAAGUGAAUUAAAAGUACUAUCAAACUUAUCCAAAUCUAGUGAAACUGUCUUAUCGCCUACCCUGUACAACAAAGUUAGAGACUAUAUCCAUACUCAACAGGUUAUUUUCGAUAAUAAUACCUACCAUAAGUUAUUAUCAUUGGGAAAUGAUGAAAAUAGUCCUUCUCAGUCUGAUAUUCAUGAUUUUUUCGAUGAUGAUAAUUUCUCAAUGGUUACUCAAAAUUCUCUUGGUACCUUAAGUGAUGUUGCUGUUACCUAUCGCUUGGACAUUACUAAUAACUUUGAUCAUAAAAUUGACCCAUCUAAUCUUGUUGUUGAUAACUCAUUAUUACUGAGGUUGUCUGAAAUCAAUCAAAAAAAUGAUAACAUAAUAAUAAAAUUGUUGAAGUUUUUCAUGCCACGUUAUAUAUACAAUAGGCUGUUGAUUAACCAGUUUAAUAUUUGCAAUAAUGAAAUGAGAAAAAUCACUAUCAUAUUCAUCAAUUUCAGGAUCAAUACUACCAGUAACACAGUUACCUCCAAUAAACUUCCUUAUAGCACUAUUACUGAUGUGGCAAAUACCAACAAAAGUACUACAUCUUCUCAGGAUACUAACGUGGAUUCUACCAAUACUGAUAAAAACCCCGUUAAACAUACUUGCGGUGUGGAUAGUGGAGUAUUAAAUGAGAUAAUGUUAAUAUGCCAAAAGUGUACAUAUUCCUAUGAAGGUACAAUAAACAAAUUAAUAGUAGAUGAUAAAGGGAUAAGUAUAUUAAUAUUUAUGGGAUUUCCUCCACUAUUCCAUGAAGAUGAUGCAUUUAGAUCAAUACUACUUUCAUUAAAAGUGGUUAAAAUGAGUAAGAAGAUUGGAUUCAACGUUGGUAUAGGGAUUUGCACAGGUAAAGUCUGGUGUGGGUUGUUAGGCAAUAAAUUAAGAAAUGAAUUCACAUCAAUUGGAAAUAUAGUCAACAUAUCCAAUAGAUUAAUGAUGCAUUCUUUUAAUAUACAGCAACUUGUUAAUUCUGAUAACCCACAAAUUCCUGAAGAAAAUACUAAAGAUAAGAAUGACGUUGCCAAGGUCCAGAAUAGUUCUAGUAAAUCAGGUUCAGAUCUUUAUAACAUAUUAAUAGAUGAGAACACUUAUAAUGAAUGUUCAAGUAUGAUAGAAUUAUUGGAGUUGGAGAAAAUUAAAGUAAAAGGUAAAGAUGAGAAAUUAGCAGUUUAUACCCCAACUGGUAAACUAAAGAUACAUAGUAAUGAUGAUAUAAACACAUCAGAUAACAAUAUUGUCAAUGACACUAUCAUUAAACAUUUGUAUCAUAAUACUGAGCUGAUAUCUCUAUUUUCCACAUAUAAGGAGAAUAACACAACAUCAACUUUACUUGAAGAAUCUGAGGAAAAUCAUAUAAUUGUUAUAAAUGAUGAAACCACAAUGAAUAAUAGGUUAAUUCACAAGUAUAUAGACAAUAACACAGAUGAUGAUUAUAAAGUGUUAUAUGUCAACUAUGACAGUAACAGAUUGAUCUACAACACCUUAGAACACACCUAUAAAUUGUUGAUACAUAAAAUUAUAUCAUUGUACAAUAACAACUCAAUUUCUAGAAAUGGGUUUGAUAAGUUUAAUGAUGGAGAUACCGAUGAGCAAGUUUCUUAUUUAAAAAUCGAGGAGUCUUUGAAGAUGUUACUUAACCCUAAGUUACAUUGGUAUAUUAAUAUACUAAAUAAACUUAUAGAUAACAAGAACAGUGAUAAUAAAUUGCAACAGUUACUAAGUAACACCUAUAACAGUAACAAUGUAAACGCACUCCAGUUAUUACUAAACGGUACUCAAACACUCAAUAAUAUACCUACAAGUAACACUAAACCUCGAGAUGUCAACGUACAGGAUAUAAUAAACAGUGAAAUGGAUAACCUUGAAAGUUAUAUAUACUCACUAAUUAAAGGAAUUAAUCUUUAUUAUAAUAUUAUAUUAAUUGUCAACAUCGUCAAGGCAAGCUCAGUUAAUUCAAAGGAAAAUAAGGUUCAACUUAAUAGCGGAGAACAGCUUAAGGGGGUUCAUAUAGAUAUGGCUAGAAUUGACAAGCUACUUAAAAAAUUGAUAAAAUACAACGAAAAACGACGUAAAAACCCAAAUAGUAAUAAAUUUACAUUGGUAGUAUUGAAUAAUGACCAUACUGUUCAUGGUACCAAAGACCCUGUUGGCAUAUCAACUAGUAAGAUUAUAGAUAUAAAAAGACUCAAGAAAACUGAACUAAAGAAUGUGUUAUCAAAUAUUAUGAAUGAGAAUAUUAUCAAUAAUCCUAGUGAUGGAGGUUCUGAGUCAAAAGAAGUUCAUGAUAGUACACACAUAGAUUUGCUGGUUGAUAACGUAUAUAACAUAACAAACGGUGUUCAUUCCAUAACUUAUGAGUUUAUCAGAUAUUUGAUCGAUAAUAACUUCAAUUAUGACAAAUUUUCUAAUCACCUUUACAAGUUUUUCCACACUACAAACAAAUCAGUUGAUGAUAAAGAUGUUAAUGAUGGCUCAGGUAAAAGUGAUUCAAUUGGUUUAGAAGAAAAACAGAUAAUAAAACUGGUUCAUAAUUAUUACGAGUAUAAAUUGAAUGUGAUAAAAAGUGACGAACUGUUUAUACUAAAAAUUUUAACCAUAUUAAAUAAGCCAAUAGGAAUGAAUCAACUGGGCCAUAUUUUAUCUAAUCACAAGAAUAACAUUCUUCCAGAAAAUAUCUCAGUUGAUGCCCCUCAAGUGUGUAAAAAAGUUGAUGUGGAGGUGCAUGUGAACGGGUUGUUAUUGAAUAACCUAAUAGAAUCUGGCGAUGAAAACGGAGUAAUAUUUGUUAACAAUAAAAUAUUAAAGGGGAUUAUUUCAAAUAUCAUCUUACCUGAUGAGAAACUACGCAUUAUCGACAAUCUCGCAUUACACACCUAGGAAAUCACCUUAAAUACCCACCAGACUAAUACUUUUCUCUCAUUUUAUGCCAUUUAUCAGAGUGUAAAACUGGAAUUAUAUUUACCAAACCCAAUACACAACUUCUAUGUUCUAAUGUAGUAAUUUAUACAUAUGAU
Molecule: messenger RNA, 4215 nt
Organism: Theileria parva strain Muguga
Lineage: Eukaryota; Apicomplexa; Aconoidasida; Piroplasmida; Theileriidae
Product: Adenylate and Guanylate cyclase catalytic domain protein
Exons: 1
Coding region: 149-4078 (1309 amino acids)
Biological process (GO): intracellular signal transduction; cyclic nucleotide biosynthetic process
Source: RefSeq, a predicted model, not a curated record